CUGUAUUCAACACAUUACACAUCUUCGCAUUCGCCCCGAAGAAGAGCGUUUCUGUCACAUACACAUGCCCUUUGACCUAGGACUUGAAGUUAAAAGUGUGACCGAAAAAGCGCGAUCCGGCUGCCCACACGUAACUGCGGAGCCAGCGAAGCCAAGGUCCCGGGUCAAGUGCCAAGCGCUCGCUGCCCCGACUGAGUUGUCCUAGUGCAUGGUUCGACACUGAAGGCUGAAGAGUAAUGGGCCAGGAUCACAAACAGAAUGAGUUACCAUCAACAACACGCCAGUGCAGGCUCCAGCACCAAUGAGAGGGGAGGUACCAGCCCGACGUCCAAUGACCACGCUUCCCAUGAGUUCAGCAAUGACAAUGCCAAUGGACAAAGUCCAAUCAGAAAACCGACUGAAACCACGACGAUUUCACCAAACUCUUCGGGAAGCACAUCGAAGAACAAGCGAUCGAAUGAUCACAAGAAAGCAAAUGGAGCCGGCACAGGCAAUGAAAUGUCGAACGGUGAAAGGCUAGCCGCCAAACACCUUUCUAUGGAUGAACUCCAACUUGGCUUCACUGGCCUAGCUGUCGCAGGGAAUUCAGAUACACAAAGCGCUUAUCACGCGGCCUUACAGCGAGAGCACGAAAGGUUGCAAUGGCAGCGCCAGUGGGCUGCAGAGGUGCAAGCAGCAGCGAUCUCAGCAGAAGUAGCCCAAUGGCGAGAGCUCAGAAUGAAGGAGGAGUCUAUCUUUGCAGGUAUCAUCAGCUCUGCUCUACGGCUCAGCGCGACAAAGGCACAAAGGAGCUACUUGACGAACAAAUAUGGAGGAAUGCCUGGGAAAAGCACAUCACUUGGCCUUAUUGGAUCGGAUGAACUCCGUGAUCCCGACUCCCCCAACACGAGCAUCGGCCUUUCACCCGUCCAGCUGUUUAGCAAGCCUUUGGAAAAGAUUCAGGCAAUGGAGGAUCUCGCACUUGGAAUGCAGGCCUUGCAUUUGUUCGAAUCUGAACGACCAUCGGCUGGAAACAGGCAGAUGCGGCUAGAAAUUGCUCAGCGUGUAGAAGAAGUACUGCUUCGCAAGUGGCCAAGAGCAAGGAUCAAUGUGGAAGUCUUUGGAAGUGCUAUCACUGAAAUUAACAGCACGGAAUCGGACGUGGACCUGGUACUGAUCGACCACACGCGCCCGUACGGUGCGGGAACGCCGCUUGAUUUUGUUCAAAUCGACCCAUAUGACGACUACGGCCUGCCGAUUCUCGACAAGCAAAAUUUCCAACGCCACGAAGAAUACCCAGAGUAUUAUGACGUGCGCAAGGUGGCAGGUGCAUUGCGAGCAUCAGGUUCUUUUUUACAAGUGCACCAUGUCUUCGCGGCAGUGUCUAUAGUCAAGUUCACCGACAAGGAGACAGGUAUUGAAGUAGAUAUCAACAUAAAUGAGCGCUUCGGCCUGAUCAACUCCCAAAUGAUCAAGGCCUACGCCGAUUUACGACCCGCAUUGGUCCGCCCCAUGAUCUACUUCGUGAAAAAGUGGGCAAGUCGACGACAGCUAAACGAUCCCGCUGGCAAGAAUGGUCCGAACAGCUUCAGUAGUUACACCAUUGCGCUCAUGGUGAUCAGCCAUUUGCAGCAUCUCGGGUUGCUACCCAAUUUGCAGGACCCUGACAUCAUCGAUGCGAUCAAGCUGCCACACCUCUUCCAUUGGCGCGCCAAGAACAAGCUGCGUUACAACCGUAGCGGCAAGCUGAAGCUAAAUGAUCAGCAACGCGCGUACGAUGCGACAUGGUACGACCCGUUCAAGGAGCGAGCGAAUCUAAAGCGUGUCUUCAAUGAGAUCAGCGCCUUCGCUCACAGAGCGACCGAGAUGGAGAAAAAUGUUGGCGUGCCCAGCGUGGAUCCGUCCACACGCUGCCAACAGUCGAUUGAUCUGGGUAGCUGCAUCCGUUCGUUCUUUAGUCGCAUGGAGAAAUGGUCAGAGGUACAGGGAAUGAGCAUCGCCAGGCCAAAGGGUUUGUUGCCCCUGGUUCCACGACCACUUGACCCGGAACAUCCUAUCAGCCGGCCGUUCGGCUUGGGCAAGAUCAUGAACGAGGCAAAGAGAGAAAUCGCGCCCAUUCCCCACCAAAUGCGCUACCACGGAGCUGGCUCCUAUGUAGGGGCGGAGGAAGGGCGGAUCAAGGCCGCCACGCAUCACGAUCGACUUUCGAACGAUAUGAUCCUGGCCGAUUUGUAUGCCGGAGGUUGCAAUCCUGGCGACCUCAGAGUGGGAGAUGUUCUAACACUCAACAACUUCCACCUGCCUGACAAGUGGGCCAAAUCCGAUGUUUUCGUCGUCCAGGACCCCUUCAUCAUCGAUCGCAACACUUCGCAGAACAUCGGCAAGGACGUCCUCGAGCGCUGGAAGAAGGAACUGGUCCGUGCGAAUGCAUGCCUCAAGGCUGGAGAGUUGAAUUGCACCAUCCCCAACAUUGCACUUCUGCUCAGCUCCUCUAGGGUGGAAGAGCUCAGGCCCGACGAAGAAGAGGCUCAGGGCAAGGCAAGGCUUCUCGCUGAUUGGAAGAAACUUCAGGAGCGCGACAAUUCGAUAAUCAUGCAUGGAGGAGUCAAUCUUGAGCGCGAUUGAAUUCCUGAAACGUCUUGUAGGACUCACACCUCUCGUUCAUUCUCUUGUACGCAGUUACCAUUGCAUUCCAAGUUUACCCUGCAGAGCCUCGAGCGCCGCUUCUGCGUGUAUGAUUGGUUCUUAAUGUCGUUAUCUAUAGUACAACC
This is a messenger RNA of Tilletiaria anomala UBC 951, 2750 nucleotides long. RefSeq lists its product as uncharacterized. The transcript has 4 exons. Gene Ontology annotation, biological process: RNA 3'-end processing. Gene Ontology annotation, molecular function: nucleotidyltransferase activity. The record is from RefSeq and is a predicted model, not a curated record. Bases 259 to 2604 code for a protein of 781 amino acids. Lineage: Eukaryota; Fungi; Basidiomycota; Exobasidiomycetes; Georgefischeriales; Tilletiariaceae.